GUGCAUCGUUUGGUUGGAAUGAUAUGUGAUGUGAAUGAAAUGGGGGAAAAAUAAUAUAAAAGUUUAGCUACACUGUAAACAGGGAAUAGUUAUUAAGCGCCUAAAGCAGUGAUACAUAGUGUCUAGUUACUUGUUGUUAAGUGUUACAGAAGUGCACAGUACUAGCGAUAACCUUUUCCUAAGAUAACAACAGCUUGCUUACAUAAGCUGUGAUUUGAAGCGUGUUCCGGUGAUUUUCCCUUUCCAUCCAAGGAACACUCAACUGAAACUCUACAAAAGACAACGUCCACCCUCUAAGACUACAAAAGAAAGGCUUCAUCAUGUAUAAAGUUGAUGAAAACUAUCCAAUAAAAGACCUCGCGCCGGCGUUCCCUUUCCGGGAGGUACAGCUCAAGCUGGACGUCGACCCGAAACACCAGUUCGAGAUAUUGCCAGAGCUGGGACGGGGGACCUUCGGGACGGUGUUUCAUUGUCGGGAGAAGGGGAGCGGGCUGGAGCUGGCGGCCAAAAUUGUGCCGUACAAGAAGAAGAAGGAUCGCGGUGACAUGGUGCGCGAGAUCGACAUCAUGAGCUGCCUGCACCAUCCGCGGCUGAUCCAGCUGUACGAUGCGUUCGACUACGAGAACAAAUUCUACGUCAUCCUCGAGCUCAUUCAAGGUGGCGAGCUGUUCGAGCGCGUCAUUGACGACGAUUUCGUGCUGACGGAGAAAGCGUGCGCCGUCUUCAUGCGGCAGAUCUGCGAGGGCAUGGAGUACAUUCACAGCCGGAGCAUCAUCCACCUAGACAUGAAGCCAGAAAACAUUCUCUGCCUCACAAAGACGGGCAACCGGAUCAAGAUCAUCGACUUCGGGUUCGCGCGUCGCUACGAUCCGGGCAAAAAGCUGCAGGUGAUGUUCGGUACGGCCGAGUUUGCCGCCCCGGAGGUGCUUAAUUUCGACGAAAUCUACUUCUACACCGACAUGUGGAGCCUGGGGGUGAUCUGCUACGUACUCCUGUCCGGACUGUCACCGUUCGUUGGCGGCGACGACCAGGCAACGAUGACCAAUGUUCUCCAGGGUACGUACACGUUCGACUACAAAUCGUUCGACGCGGUGUCGGAAAGUGCGAAGGAUUUCGUCCGCAAGCUGCUGGUGCGGGACGGCGAGAAGCGGCUAACGGCACGGAAGGCCCUGCGGCAUCCGUGGCUCGCAGAAACGACAGCUCAGAGCACCACCGAGCUAUCUGUGACAAAAACAAAGUUGAAACGCUAUGUUAUCAAGAAGCGCUGGAUCAAGGCGGUCAAUACGAUCAUUGCGCUGAGGCGAAUGGGUGCGCGGAUCGAUUAUGAUUUGGUGUGAGAGAGAGGGAGAGUAGAAGACGGCUUCCUUUUUUAAUCUUGUUACAGCGCGCCGAGGUGCCGAGACACGCAGAUUCAACCGGUCGGAAAUCAUCGGACACGAACAAACCAAACAGGGACCACUGUAAAACAACGUUUCACGACUAGCGGGAAGACAUCUCGACCCGUAGGUAGUGCGGAAGAAUAAAUGUGGAGGAAUGUUACUGCUUUAAACACACAUAGACACAUGCUCCCUUUGCUUUCCGAUUCACCACCACUAAUUGCGAGAAUAUUAUUACCCACCUACUUAUCGCCAUGACCACUCUCAACACCUCACGCACUUGCUCCCCAAUGCUCCCUCCUCCUCAUCCGUUUCCCCUCAAACCGGGUCCGAUGUUUCCGUUCGUGCUUGAGUGUUGCAUAAUGGAAUGGCACUCUGGGCGCCCCCAUCUACAGCCCGCAACACGGAGGGAAUGGUUACGCAAGGAAGCGAGAGGAAGCUUGAAUUCUAUUUCCUUUCCAUCGAGGAAUCGAAUAGGUUGUAAUUAACUUGUUAUAUACUAGCAAUAAAAUUAAGAUUACUGGAUACCAAUCAUCGCGCAUAACGUAUCGGGUUUUUGCUUUUUGGAGUUGGAAACAGGCAGGUGAACGGGAGCAGCUCUACACGUGUCAUCACGCUUCCG
Molecule: messenger RNA, 1998 nt
Organism: Anopheles moucheti
Lineage: Eukaryota; Metazoa; Arthropoda; Insecta; Diptera; Culicidae
Product: myosin light chain kinase 2, skeletal/cardiac muscle-like
Exons: 5
Coding region: 321-1337 (338 amino acids)
Biological process (GO): intracellular signal transduction; protein phosphorylation; positive regulation of apoptotic process
Cellular component (GO): nucleus
Molecular function (GO): protein serine/threonine kinase activity; ATP binding
Source: RefSeq, a predicted model, not a curated record